AUGGUGAAGGACUCCCACAACCUCAUGCUCAGGCUCAUGCCUGAAAUCAUUUCAAGCAUUGUUAUUCUCGAAGCCAUCAAGGACUUCAGCUACUGGAUGGACUGCAUAGAUGAGAUCGAUGACAAUAACCGUUUGUUCAAGUACUCAGUGAUUGAAGGUGGCCUACUCGGGAACAAAGUGAAAUCAACUACAUUUACACUGGAGUUCAAAGAUGGAGUCAAUGGUGGAAGUGUAUGCAAGUUUCAUGGAGAGUUUGAGACUGUAGAAGGUAACCUGCCAAAAGAAGAUGAAACCAAGGAGAUGAUGGGAAACAUGGAGGGAAUGUUCAAGGCAGUAGAAGGACAUCUCCUUGAAAAUCCAAAUGCAUAUGUAUAG
Messenger RNA from Magnolia sinica, 375 nucleotides. Its product is annotated as pathogenesis-related protein STH-21-like. Gene Ontology annotation, molecular function: protein phosphatase inhibitor activity; abscisic acid binding; signaling receptor activity. Gene Ontology annotation, cellular component: nucleus; cytoplasm. Gene Ontology annotation, biological process: defense response; abscisic acid-activated signaling pathway. NCBI's taxonomy places the organism in Eukaryota, Viridiplantae, Streptophyta, Magnoliopsida, Magnoliales, Magnoliaceae. The record is from RefSeq and is a predicted model, not a curated record. The transcript has 2 exons. The coding region runs from base 1 to 375 and encodes 124 amino acids.